Trypanosoma brucei brucei TREU927 is the source of this 2832-nucleotide messenger RNA. RefSeq lists its product as hypothetical. The transcript has a single exon. NCBI's taxonomy places the organism in Eukaryota, Euglenozoa, Kinetoplastea, Trypanosomatida, Trypanosomatidae. Bases 1 to 2832 code for a protein of 943 amino acids. Gene Ontology annotation, molecular function: 3',5'-cyclic-nucleotide phosphodiesterase activity. The record is from RefSeq and is a predicted model, not a curated record. Gene Ontology annotation, biological process: signal transduction.
AUGUCUCAAAAACAUAUCUUCCAGCGGCCAUCCAUGGCGUGCGAGCAGGUUGUAGGAACUGCAGCAGUGGGGACGGCUGUUGCCUCUCCCGGCUCGCCAGCCCCGGCAUUCGAUGCUCUGCAACGGAUCAGCAGCCUGCGACGCUCGCUCAGUAAUGUUGUGGCGUCCAGAGCACUUUCAUUGGACCGCAGCAACACACCGAACCCGCGCAUGCCGCCUGAUACCGAUGGGUUGCAGGAAAGUACAGCCAGGCAACUGCUCGCCUCCUCGCAGCGGCGUGUCGAGGAGUUGCUGCGGGAGAAUCACAAAUUAGAGCUUCUCUGCAUGAAACAAGAAGACACCAUCAAAGAAAUACAAAUUGAAAUGACACUCAACAAGAAAAAGGAAGAUGAACCAGCGGGUAAUGUGGCGGACAAUGCACCGGGGGAGCCACCCAAUAUAAGCCAGACUCACUCCAUUUCGUACAAGUCCCGUGGGCCGGGCACGAAAAGUAAAGCAGGACGCGCGCCUGAUAAUGACGGAGGCGACAUCGCCGAAGCUCAUGAUGGAACGCACCGCAGUCCUUCCGUCCUGGCGGAAUUGGAUGAAGUGGUACAACAAUUGGUGAGUACUGCCAUCGCAUUGUUUCCAGAGCUGGAAGCCCGCGCGGAGUCUGCCUCACGUGACGGUGCUGAUGAGUGGAGUGUUGCUCGCGACAUAAUCCACUUCAUUGAAAGUCACCUUGAGGAGUGGAGUGAUCAUGCCUCGCAAGAAAAUGUGGAUAUCGGGGAAGCAAGCGCUAUGUUGUCGCAAACACUUACAAGUGUGGAAGAAGAUCAACACGAGUGGGGCAAGUCGUUAUUCGAUCUUGCUAAUAGGCUUCAGAUGGCGUGGUCGGAGCAGCGGCAUGCAAUAACGAAGAGGGACUUCCUCAUUAGUAAACUAAAAAAGAAUAUCAAAUCGCUCUCCACGGAGUUAUCUGAUGCAGUCGAGGUGCGCAUGCAAUGUGAGUGCCGUUGUGCGGAGUUGGAGGGUGCACUUUCCCGCAUGAUGGAGAACCAUGUGGAGCAUGAUGCCAACGUACAGCGGCUGCAGCAGGAGUGCAACAACCUUCGCAGUGAAACCAAUGCUCUCUUGGCUCUGGCUGGACAGGAGGGCACCGCCGCUGCCAAUUCCUCAAAUGCAGGCCGUGACCUGGACGGAAUUAGUGAUAGUGAUAUGACCAAGGCAACUGAGAAUGGUGCUCAGAGCACUACGGCAGACCGCGACGCGGAAUUGCUGCGACACGCAUUAGAACGUGUAACCAAAGAACGAGAUCAGCUGCAGGUGCAACUGGAUGUUGCAAAUGACGCGUUAAAGGGAGCGGAGUUGCGUGCGAAUGUUACGAAGGCGGAAAGGGAGGCAGUUUUCUCUAACAUCAACGAGCCACAGUGCUCUGACGUUGCGGUGGCGGCAAACCCGGCAGCCGUAGUCCGCUUCUCGCAGAAUUCGGCGGAUGAAGCCAUGAUGCCAUUGCAUGGACCGCUCCUCUCCCGCAGUUGGAAUGCGGAUGACAAAACAUGUGACACCACUGUCACCCCCAACAUUAACCUUCUACGUAUUAUUGGUGACAUCGACGCUGAUAUCUGGUCUGAGAAAAACUGCGGCGCAUCGGAGCAGGGUGGGCUCCUCUUUCAGGUUGGUUGUGCUAUUGCUCAAGACUCUGAACUUUUCGACGGCAUGCCAGAGCCGGACUUAUCCUUAACUGCGUGGAAACGCCUGCUGCUUCACAUUCAGAAUGGAUUUGGGAGUGGGCCUUUUCAUAGCGCUGACCGUGCAGCGGACAACAUGCAGUUCUUCUAUAGCCUUAUGUUCCAUUCAGGGAUGCUGGAACGUAUGACACCAGUGGAAAGGAUCGCCACCACAACGUCGGCGUUAUGCGCGAUGUAUCGGUAUGUCGUCCCCCCAAGUGAAACUCACAAGUCGUCAGAUGCCCAAUUACGUGAUGUCGCGAGUGUCUAUCCGAAUUCUCUUGAAAAAGAAAUGCUGGAAAGCUAUUGCAACUAUGAGACAAUUUGCAGGUUGAUGGGACGGUGUUACUUUAACUUUUCUGCACACUGGGAAGCGAAGGAUCGUGAUCUACUUCUCCGAACCAUGAGGGCACUCCUACUGCCUCAAGAAUCGCUGUCGCAGCUGGAAUGCCUGAUUUAUGCUGGAGAUAUCGAAAGAGCUGACGGCAUAUCCCCGCGGUUACACGCAGCCCCAGUUCGUCAUCAGUUUGUUCGCUUGUUUAUUGCGCUCGCUCAACAUGCCUUUACUAUGCGUACCGCUGCUGUGAGCAGGUACUGGGCAAGUGAAAGGUUCGGUCUUUAUCAACGCCAAACGCAGUUUAUAAAUGAGCCGAGUGUGAGGCCUGUUGAGGUUCCUUACAAUACGCGGAUGGUUGCGGAGGCACAGUUGUUGCUAAUUAAUACCACAGUGCUUCCGCUCUGCCAAACCGCGGUUCGUGUAUUUCCUAGAUUACAACCGUGUUUAGUAGCUCUUCAAGGAAAUUUGUGCAUGUGGACAUUAUGUAACUCUGAUCACGGUGACGUCCCUCCCUCCUCCAUCGCAUUACCCCCUGAAAUGAAAGUAACACCAUCGAUACCUGAAAAAAAUAUAUUAUGUAAGGACUUCGGCUUCAGACUUGUCGCAACAGAAGGUGUCACACCCGGCACAGUCACGCUGGACACCGCUGGGUUCAUAUCAACGCAGGAUGAGGUGUCAGCUCUUUACAAGGAAAAUGCCAUGCUUCGUGGUUUGCUCAACAGGCUAUUUAGCGAAAUGGACGUACCCCUGGAAUGCACGGAAAGCAGUCAGAUAAGUGGAGGUUAG